CUGGAGUGGUGUUGUUACAUGGAUCUUAGCCAAGACAUGUGAUCAUCACUAUAGGGGUUGUAGAAAAAGAAGUCAGCGACUCCAAUUAACCUGCUCAAACAGAGUUUGGAAGCAUUAGUGAAAAAAUGCUCCUGGCUGUUCUGCUCUGUGUGCUGUGGCAUUUCCAGAUCUCUGCUGGCCAUUUUCCUCGAGCCUGUGCAUCUUCUCAGAACCUGAUAGAGAAGGAAUGCUGCCCACCAUGGAUAGGGGACGGAAGUCCCUGUGGCCAGCUUUCAGGCAGAGGUUCCUGUCAGGACAUCUUUUUGUCCAGUGCACCAUUUGGGCCUCAGUUCCCCUUCACAGGGGUGGAUGAUAGGGAAUCUUGGCCCUCUGUCUUUUAUAACAGAACUUGCCAGUGCUCUGGCAACUUCAUGGGAUUCAGCUGUGGAAAUUGCAAGUUUGGAUACUGGGGACCAAACUGUACACAGAAACGAAUCUUGGUGAGAAGAAACAUCUUUGAUUUGAGUGUCCCAGAGAAGGAUAAAUUCCUUGCUUACCUGACUUUAGCAAAACAUACCAUCAGUGCAAACUAUGUCAUUCCCACCGGCACAUAUGGCCAAAUGAAGAAUGGAUCAACUCCCAUGUUUAAUGAUGUCAGCAUUUAUAACCUCUUUGUCUGGAUGCAUUACUAUGUGUCAAGAGAUACAUUGCUCGGGGGAUCUGAAAUCUGGAAAGAUAUUGAUUUCGCUCACGAAGCACCAGGUUUCCUGCCUUGGCACAGACUCUUCUUGCUGCUGUGGGAAGAAGAAAUCCGGCAGCUUACCGGGGAUGAGAACUUCACUAUUCCAUACUGGGGCUGGAGGGACGCGGAAAACUGUGAGAUUUGCACAGAUGAGUACAUGGGAGGUCGCCACCCUACAAACCCUAACCUGCUCAGCCCUGCAUCAUUCUUCUCCUCUUGGCAGAUUGUCUGUAGCCGAAUUGAGGAAUACAACAGCCGGCAGGUUUUAUGUGAUGGAAAUCCUGAGGGACCUUUACUGCGUAAUCCUGGAAACCAUGAUAAAGCCAGGACAUCAAGGAUCCCCUCCUCAUCUGAUGUGGAAUUGUGCCUGAGUUUGACUCAAUAUGAUUCUGGAUCCAUGGAUAAAUCUGCCAAUUUCAGCUUUAGAAAUACUUUGGAAGGAUUUGCUAACCCAGUUUCAGGAAUAGCAAAUGACUCACAAAGCAGCAUGCACAAUGCUUUGCACAUCUAUAUGAAUGGAACCAUGUCUCAAGUACAAGGAUCAGCCAACGAUCCCAUUUUUCUUCUUCACCAUGCAUUUGUUGACAGUAUUUUUGAACAGUGGCUCCGAAGACACCGCCCACUUCAGGAAGUUUAUCCGGAAGCCAAUGCACCCAUUGGACAUAACCGGGACUCCUACAUGGUUCCUUUUAUACCUCUCUAUAAAAAUGGUGAUUUUUUUAUUUCAUCCAGAGAUCUGGGCUAUGACUACAGCUACCUACAAGAUUCAGAUCCAGACUUCUUUCAAACCUACUUCGAGCCCUACUUGGAACAAGCACGUCAGAUCUGGCCGUGGCUGCUCGGAGCAGCUUUGGUAGGGGCCGCGCUUGCUGCAGCACUGGUGGGGUUAACCAGCCUGCUGUGCCAUCACAAGAGAAAGCAGCUCCCUGAGGAAAAGCAGCCACUCCUCACAGAGAAGGAGGACUACAGCAGCUUAUUGCAUCAAAGCCAUUUGUAAAAGGCACAAGCAAUAGAGUGGGACCAGAGCGCAAGUCCUUACUCUAGCUGAGUGCUGUGCAGGUUCCCCAGAGCCACUCCCCACAGAAAUCCCUGUUUGUCAGUGAAGAUCACUCUAAGAAUUGUAAUCUAAUGCUAAAUGUAGCCCCUACACAGACACCCAAGUAGAACACAGCUAUUCGUCUUUCUGUUUUCACUCAGUCCUUCUUAUAGUUCUCCCCAAGCCCCUAUUUGGUACUAAGGAAAUGCUGCUGUAUAAGAAUAAAAGUUCUCUUAUAUGAAAAUGGAA
Messenger RNA from Cavia porcellus (domestic guinea pig), 2006 nucleotides. RefSeq names its product tyrosinase (gene Tyr). Lineage: Eukaryota; Metazoa; Chordata; Mammalia; Rodentia; Caviidae. The transcript is spliced from 5 exons. The record is from RefSeq and is a predicted model, not a curated record. The coding region runs from base 126 to 1718 and encodes 530 amino acids. Gene Ontology annotation, biological process: melanin biosynthetic process; pigmentation. Gene Ontology annotation, molecular function: tyrosinase activity.